CUUCAAUCAACUGUAUCCACAUAAACAAACGCCCUCCUUGGGGAUGGACAAAGUUCCGUAGAUCAACAUUUAAUAAUCAUCAACUUAGGUCACCACUCAAUAAUAUUGUAUGUUUUACUAUAUAUUUUUUUAUUAAAACGUUUAGUAGAGGUUAUAUUGCUCUGUAGCCAACGGGAUUCUUUGAAGUUUUCCUGUCAAACUGUGGACUUAUAGAUAGCCAGUCGAGCUAACUGGCUAAGAUUUGUUGAUAUCGAAUUCAUCAGAUCUGCAGCAUCCAUAUCCUGUAAAUGGGGAACAGUGCGCUCAAAGCUCAUUUGGAAACAUCUCAGAAGACUGGAGUCUUUCAGCUGACCGGAAAGGGUUUGACAGAGUUCCCAGAGGACCUGCAGAAACUCACAGCAAACCUGCGGACAGUCGAUCUGUCCAACAACAAGAUCGAGGUGCUUCCAGCAUUCAUAGGAAGCUUCCAGCAUCUCAAGAGUUUUACCAUAAGUAGCAAUAAACUGACCAGUCUACCAAAUGACAUUGGCAAGCUCAAGAAGCUGGAAACCCUUAUUUUAAAUGGAAACCAGCUAAAACAGCUUCCUUCUUCAAUCGGUCAGCUCAAGUCCUUGCGCACCCUGAGCCUGUCCGGCAACCAGUUCAAAGAGUUUCCCGGUGGCCUUGGCACCCUUCGCCAGCUUGAUGUUCUGGAUCUUUCCAAAAAUCAGAUCCAGAUGGUUCCUGCAGAGGUGGCUGAACUGCAAGCCAUUGAAAUCAACCUCAAUCAGAAUCAGAUUUCAAGCGUGACUCAAGAGGUGUCUCGCACACCCAGACUGAAGGUCUUGCGGCUAGAGGAGAACUGUCUGGAGCUCUCCUCUAUCCCCAUCUCCAUCCUCACAGACUCCCAGGUGUCCCUGCUGUCUGUCGAGGGCAAUUUGUUUGAGGUCAAAAAGAUGCGUGACCUGGAAGGAUAUGAUAAAUAUAUGGAGCGUUUCACUGCAACCAAGAAGAAAUUUGCGUGAGCAGUCGUCGGAUUCCUGCUUCUGUCCUCCUCGCUGGGCUUUACAGUAGAGCGAUUACAGCUUCCACUGCUAUAUAAACGUCCAGACGGUGGGAAAAAAUGGUCAGGCCUGCUUCACAACUCGACAGAAAGACUCAGGUGCUGUUACAGAGAACACUGUAUGAAUUACUGUACACACCCACAGAACAUCACUCUAUCAUUUGCAAAGAUCUUAUAAAGCCAAAUAUAGCUUUACCAGGACAUUCACACUGGAGAAUGAACACGAUAACACCACGUCAAGAAGGUCUGGUCUUCACAGAGAGGCGAGUUUAACAAUGUAUGCCAUUGCCAAGCAUUUAUUAAUCAGUUUAUUUGAUGGCUUUUGACUUUAUAACAAUUAAACAGACUUUUUUAAUGUUUGGUUUUCACCUAUUUCUCAGAAACUGAACAGUAUUUUUGAUUUAAAUGCAAUCUCAAAACUUCCGUUAAAGAACAUUUACUGUGAUAUUUAUGAAGUAGCCAUUUUUCUUAUGACAACAGAGGCUGCAUAUGAGUCUUACUUUUGAUUAUUGGUAAUCAAAUAAAUGCUGGUGGAUAUUUAUGUUUUAUUUUUUUCAUUCAACGUUUAAAUGCGGCAUAUUUGUUUUUUUGCAUGCACGUUUUCUUUCAGAAACACAAUUUAGUGAAGGAUUAUGUUUUUCCCACAGAUGUCAUCUAUUAACGUACUUGAAUGUCACUCGUGAUCGUCUGUUUUAAAAAAAAAAGUGCUUCUCUCUGCGAGUGAUUAUAUAUACAUAUGCAAGUUAUUGGAAAUAUUUUUAUAUAUUUAUAUAUAUAUAACACUUUACUUGAAGGUUCAUUAGACUGUCAUUAACUCUUUAUAAUCAAUGUGAAUGAGAUGAUAUGCAUGCAGUGCUUCCCACACAUAGACUUUACUUGGGUGGGCUGCCCAGGUAUAUUAACGGCCGCCCAAGUAUAUUUGGUGGUGACACAUGAAUAAUACUAUUAUUAUUAUUCUUUUACAUUUUUUGUAUCCACCCAAGAAAGCCAAACAUUCGCGAUUGAUUAACCAGUGGAAAAUCUUCUCUCACAGGUUUCCUACUGUUGGUUCUCUGUACGCAAGAACUGUCAACACUCACACAGACAAUCUCACAUGCUUUACAAACCCACAGAGAUACACCUUUUGCGGCAAAAUGCAUCUGGUCGUAGUUUCUGAAUCUCCUAAAAUGUUUGGGAUUCAGCUUUUGCUUUCACUUUCUAAAGUUGCUGAUAUUUGUAUGCGUUUUUGCAUUAACUUUUCGCACCUGACUGCGCGUGCACAGCCGUGAGAGAAACAUUAAAAGAUUAACUAUUUAAUAAACGACUCAAAUAAACUACUAUAUACUUGGAGAGAGCAAAAUGACCUAUAUACUGGCUGCAAAUGUUUGUACACCAUUAGAAAUGCUUAAUCAACUAAUUUGCCUUAUUUAAAUAAUCUACACUUUUUAUUCUUGUAAUUAUUAUAAUUUUUAGCAAUAAUGCCUAUUUUUAUUCCUUUUUUUCUGUUAUUUAUUCCUCAUUUGCUGAAUAUUUUAUUCAUUUGAUGAUGUUAAGGCCCAAGCUGAUUUUUUUACAUUCAUUUUUAUUUCUCUUUGCUAUUUGGGCUUAUUGGAACCUAAUUAGAAUAAAAACCUCAGGAUCAUCUUUUGAUAUGAUGUCCAUAUAUGUGGACUCGUGGUCCGAAUUUCCAUAAAACACUUUUUCCUGGCUGUUUUUUAAUGCAUUAAUAACACAUACAUAUUUUUUGAACAUGUUUUGACUAUCAGAGAGUAAAAACAUUUUCUUUCCCAUUUUGGACAGUUAAAAAUGUUUGGGACAUUCAUAUAUUGCAGAACAGUUGCAGGAUGACACUGUAUGUCUGUAACAAAAUAUAAAACAUUCAAAGUAUUUUAAAUAGAUACUUAAGAGCUAAAAUGUGCUGUCCAUGUUUGUGGCCACUAAGCCCUAGGACUGGGAUGUCAAACUCAAUUCCUGGAGGGCCGAAGCCCUGCACAGUUUAGUUCCAACGCUUAAACACAUCUGAUCAAACUAAUUAAGUCUUUCAGUCUUGUUUGAAACCUACAGGUGAAGCUGCGGUCACACUGGGCUUUGUUUGUGCGAAAUUCUGUCGUACGGCGCUGCGAAAAGGAGCGGAAUUAAACAAGAUGAUUAGACAUUAAAAAAAGCGAGCGAUUGCUCCAUGUUUUAAAUUUCUGUCCAGAGAGGUGCUGUUUUGAUCCUCGAUUGGUCUCACGCUGUCAAGUGAUGGAAUUUCGCAGGUCAGAGUUCACCAAGCUUGAACUUUGCACCGCAGCGAACUGCGAAAAUUAACGCAUGACCUUGCGUUUCCGGUCUGACGCAUUCGCGUGCGUAUGAAUGGGAGGAAAAGCCCAGUGUGACCGCAGCUUAAGUGUGUUGAAGCAGGGCUGGAACUAAACGGUGCAGGGCUGCAGCCCUCCAGGAAUUGAGUUUGACAUCCCUGCCAUAGAAGGUUAAUGUAUUACAUACUUAAUAAAUAUCUAAAAUGCUUUGACAGUACUGUACAAAAUGUCAUGACAAUAAAGCAGCUUUAGAGAGAGCAGCCUUUACCUGUCAGUGGGUGCACAUGGCUCCUAAAUAGCAUAAAAGUAAGAGAAGUGGAUUUCUUUUAUUUCAGCAGCCUUUUUUAAAUAACUCUAACCCAUUGAAAAGGUGUAUAACCCUGUCAUAAUAAACAAAAAUACUCUUAAAAAUCACAUUUUAUUUUGUUUGUCGCAAUUGGUUGACCAUUUAUGUGCUGUGGGUAAAGAGUGUGUUUCAAUCCGGCUACCACCUCAAAUAUAUUUUAACCGGUGGGAAGCACUGGCAUCUGUCAUUAAGCGUCAUUUAUGACAUUUUAAAUUACCAAGACAACAACACUUGUCAUAAAUCUGUCAUAAACAUGAUCAUCAUGAAGUCAUUAUAAAUGUCAUAAAACUUAUAACGUCAUUGAUUAUUUUUUGACCUCAACUACUGUGGUACAAGGUGAAUUUGUCAUUAUAAUGAAUGAUAUUGUUAAAAAUGAUUUGAUAAUGACACUUCUAAUAAGACAUUUUAAUGACAAAUACAUCAUACACUCUUACAUUCUCACACACACAUUAUACAUACACUACGGCCUAUAGCGCAUGUCUUUGGACUUUGGGGGAAACUGGAGCACCCGGCGAAAACCUACAAGAACACGGAGAGAACAUGAAACCUCCUCACAGAAAUGCCAACUGGUCCAGCCAGGACUCAAACUAGUGACCUUCUUGCUGUGAGGCGACAGUGCUAACCACUGAGCCACCAUUUGAAAGAGUAAUGACACUUCUGAUGAGACAUUUUAAUGACAAAUAUAAAUUGUUCCACUUCUAAUGUGAUCGGAAAAAUAUUCAUGACAAUUAUAAUGGCCUCAUAACAAUCAUGUUUAUGACAGAUUUAUGACCAGUUAUGUUGUCUUGGUAAUGUCAAGUGUCAUGACAAAAAUGAAGACAGGCUGUGAUGAUUUUAUUUAUGUCAAGUUGUCUAAACAAACAAUAUCAUCUUUGCAUUUAAAAUAAAAAAGUAAGCAAAUGACACUCAAUAACAGUUGUCAUGAGCAUGCAUACACGUUAUAAAGGUCUUAUGAACACCCCUUCAAGUAAAGUGUUAGCUAUUAUUUCACUGUCAGCAUUAUGAGUCGUAUAACACACAGUCAUGAAUGGCUUUCGCUCUAAUUCAGCAUUUGUACAAUACAUGUCUCUGCUUUUUAAUGUACUGCAUCGCCUAAAUUAUUUUUAUGCUACAGCGUUUAGCAGCUAAAUAACAUUUGAAUUGUAUUAACAUCAUGCAAUUAUCAGGCAAACUGUACCUGAAUGUUUCCCUCAGGAUGAAUAAAUACGUCUAGCUAUCAA
Messenger RNA from Danio aesculapii, 4887 nucleotides. RefSeq names its product leucine rich repeat containing 57 (gene lrrc57). The transcript is spliced from 6 exons. The coding region runs from base 288 to 1004 and encodes 238 amino acids. Gene Ontology annotation, molecular function: protein binding. The record is from RefSeq and is a predicted model, not a curated record. NCBI's taxonomy places the organism in Eukaryota, Metazoa, Chordata, Actinopteri, Cypriniformes, Danionidae.